Molecule: messenger RNA, 1446 nt
Organism: Seminavis robusta
Lineage: Eukaryota; Bacillariophyta; Bacillariophyceae; Naviculales; Naviculaceae
Source: the annotation of a GenBank genome assembly
AUGCUUGGCAUUAUCAACCACCUUAUUCUGCCAGACCUGGACUGCCGUACCCUGGUUCGCAACCACUUUUGCCACCUACUGGCAGGACGGAAGUUGCAUGCGAAUCUCAAAGUAGACUACGAUGAAGACAGUACUUCCAGCGAUGACAACUGCAUUGAAGGAGAAGCCGUUCUUAACUGCUUCUUCCAUGUCAUGCAACCAUUCUCACAAAGGAAGAGCUACGUGAAGAAAAUCAAGAACAAGUCUUUUGCAGCGCCGAAAGGAACAGCAUACGGUCAUGUGUCGAACAUCGCUCGAACCAAAUCCAUCGAGCAACGACAAACUGUGACUCAACUGUACCUUCGCGACUGGAGGGAGAACAGGGGAGAAGUGGAUGCUGCUGAUCAUCUAGAGAAGGAAUAUUGCAAGUUCCCCAAAUGGAACUGGAAUUACGCAUGCAGUGGUGAAGUGGGUGUCUACCCUUCGAAUUGUCCUAACGAAAGCUUCAACCGUCAUGGUAUCAAGAGUGUCGCAGCUGAUUGUUCCAAGAACGCUUCACUAGCAUCAUUUCUAGUGCACACUGCCCCGCGAUUGCUGCAAGAAGAUGCGAAUUCGCGCAAUGAUGCCUGUACUAUCGAGAUUCCUCGAACACCAUCUAAAUUUGCUGUUGGAAUUACUGGGUUCUUGCGUGACGGAAUUGAUGUUGUUGAACUUGGCAGAGACGAGUUCGGAAAUGCAUCCAGUUGGUUGGUCAAUGCAGGACAUCGGAUCGGUAUUCCAAUUGAUCAGAGACGAGUAAGACUUGUCCUGGCGGCAUUGGAUGGUGACAAGCAGCCUUUCGAACAAGAACUGUUGCAGCAGAAAUUGCACGCUGGUCCUGAGCAAAUUGCGAACAAGAUGGUACGUGCUACAGAGUCCGUUUGCCACCUACAGUGGCGACAAGGGAACAUUGUUGGUGACUGCGAAGACUGUUACAAGCACCUAGGAUACAGCUGUCCAGGUGCUAUCUAUCUCCGUAGUAAGCAUGGCUUGCUAGUUUCGAAGUUGGAAUUGCUACGAAAGACAAGUGCCAAUGCAAGGGGUGACGCCGCAAAAGCAAGUGCAAGAGGCAACACAAGACAGUUGUACCAGAGUGGUCUCAGAACCAAGUCUACGAAACGUCGGUGCUUGACCAAGAUGUUACAGACGUUCGAUGCUUACCUCGGGACACUCAAUCAUGGACAACUCGCACGUCUUGUGACUUAUCUGAGGCUGUUUCGAGUUGAAGAAAAGGGGAAGGAUCCAAUCCAAGAUCUAACAACCAUGCAACUGCUGGAUUCGCUUGUUUCUUUCUAUGACAAUCCGACAGGGUAUCGCGCAAUGAUACUUGGUGGUAAAGGAAAAGCAACUACGUAUGCUGUCGUGAAACAGAUUGCAUCGAAUAUGAAAAAGGCGUCUAUGCCAGAGAAAGAGAACAACAAAGAGUAA